Molecule: messenger RNA, 3522 nt
Organism: Ceutorhynchus assimilis (cabbage seed weevil)
Lineage: Eukaryota; Metazoa; Arthropoda; Insecta; Coleoptera; Curculionidae
Source: the annotation of a GenBank genome assembly
CAAAAAAAAAGGAUUGUUUUGAUUUUUGAAUUUUGCUUUGCACGAUUUUUUUUUAAAUAAUCAAUUAUUAUUAAUUAAUGUUUAUAUCGUUAAAAUGCCUGAUUUACUAAAAGAUAUAAAUAUAGAACUAUUCGGCGAUCCGAUGUUCUACCAAAAACCCGUAAAGGAAAUUGAGGAAAAAUGGAAAUUGGUACCGGCUUUUCUUAAAGUUAAAGGCCUGGUUAAACAACACAUCGACUCGUUUAACUAUUUUAUUAAUGUGGAAAUUAAAAAAAUCGUCGAGGCCAACAACAAAGUUACUUGCGAUGCAGAUCCACUGUUUUAUAUCAAAUACACUAAUGUUCAUGUAGGAACUCCAGACGUUGACGAGGGGUUUAACAUAAGCAAACCCACCACACCGCACGAAUGCAGACUGAGAGACAUGACUUAUUCAGCCCCAAUUUCCGUUGACAUCGAAUACACAAGAGGCACUCAAAGGGUGGCAAAAUCUGGCUUUUUAAUCGGACGAAUGCCUAUAAUGUUAAAAUCCUCCAAUUGCGUCCUAAGUAACAAAUCCGAAUACGAGCUAGCAAAAAUGAAUGAAUGCCCUUUGGACCCUGGUGGCUAUUUCGUAGUAAAAGGCCAAGAAAAAGUAAUCCUAAUACAAGAGCAACUCUCAAAAAACAGAAUGCUGGUGGAAGAAGGCAAAUGGGGCAUCCAAUGCCAAGUCACUAGUUCCACCCACGAAAAAAAAUCUAGGACGAUGGUUUUCCACAAGGGCAACAAAUACUUUAUGGGGCACAAUUUGUUCACCGAUCCCAUACCUAUUUCAAUAGUUUUCAAAGCUAUGGAUAUAUUGAGCGAUAGGGAAAUUUGCGAGUUGAUUGGUGUGGCUGAUGUGAAUAAGCUGACACCUACUUUGGAAGAAUGUCACAAGUUGAAGAUUUACACUCAGGAGGCUGCUUUGAAGUAUUUGGGAAGCAAGAUUAUAUCUAAAAGGUAUGCAUCUUCAAUAUACCAAGUGAAAACUCCCACAGCAGAAGCCCGAGAUCUACUAGCAACAACAGUUUUAGCCCACGUGCCAGUGGAAAAAUUCCAAUUCAAAUCCAAAGCUAUUUAUUUAGGCCUUAUGGUAAAACGAGUAAUUCAAGCUCAAUCAGACAAAAAGUUCCUGGAUGACCGUGACUAUUACGGCAAUAAGCGUAUGGAAUUAGCAGGCUCUUUGGUGUCCCUAAUGUUCGAGGAUGUAUUCAAAAGAUUCAAUUACGAAUUGAAAUCCAUAGCCGAGAAAACUAUACCUAAAAUACGUGCCACACAAUUUGACGUAGUCAAAUAUAUGAGACCAGAACUUAUUACAAAUUGUUUGGUUUUUGCAAUAUCAACAGGCAACUGGACAAUAAAACGUUUCAGAAUGGAACGUCUGGGGGUAACUCAAGUAUUGUCCAGGUUGAGUUACAUUUCAGCUUUGGGCAUGAUGACUAGGGUGAAUUCUCAGUUUGAAUCGACUAGGAAAGUUUCAGGGCCUCGUAGUUUGCAACCCAGCCAAUGGGGGAUGCUUUGUCCUAGUGAUACACCUGAAGGAGAAGCUUGUGGCUUAGUAAAAAAUCUAGCAUUGAUGACCCAUAUAACAACAGACAUUGAUGAAUACCCUAUAAUAAGGCUGGUAAGAAAUGCUGGCAUGGAAGAUAUUGGGAUGGUUGCUAGUAUUGCUAUACAUUCCUCUGAAGCUUUUCUGGUAUUUUUAAAUGGUAAUAUUUUGGGAGUGGUAACCGACUACAAAAAACUCAUCAACAUAUUUCGGUUGAUGAGACGUCAUGGUAUGAUAUCGAAUUAUGUGUCUAUAUAUCCCAGUUUUCUGCAUCAAUGUGUCUAUAUUAGUUGCGACGGUGGUCGUUUAUGUAGGCCUUAUAUUAUAGUCCAAAACGGUUGUCCCUUAGUUAAUGAACUUCAUAUAACCGAACUACAGAAGGGCAUUAGGAGUUUUGAGGAUUUUUUAAAUGAUGGCCUUAUAGAAUUCCUAGACGUAAACGAAGAAAACGAUAGCUUUAUAGCCUGUUACGAAAAAGACAUUACGCAACAAACUACCCAUUUAGAAAUAGCCACGUUUACACUGUUGGGUGUUUGCGCUGGACUGGUACCGUAUCCCCAUCACAAUCAGAGUCCCAGAAACACUUACCAGUGCGCCAUGGGAAAACAAGCAAUGGGUACUAUCGGUUAUAAUCAAAGAAACCGCAUGGACACUUUACUUUACAACUUGGUGUAUCCUCAAGCUCCAAUGUGCAAAACAAAAUCCAUUGAGCUGUCUAAUUUUGAUAAGUUACCUGCAGGACAAAAUGCUACUAUAGCGGUUAUGAGCUACAGCGGAUACGAUAUUGAAGAUGCUUUGGUUUUGAAUAAGGCUUCACUCGACAGAGGUUUCGGCAGAUGCCUGGUAUACAAAAACUCAAAAUGUAUCAUGAAAAGAUAUCCGAAUCAAACUUACGACAGAAUCCAAGGGCCUAUGGUAGACGCCCAGACAAAUCAACCUUUGUGGAAACACAAAUGUUUGGACAAUGACGGCAUCGUUAGUCCUGGAGAACAAAUCGAAAACAGACAGGUUCUAGUUAACAAAUCUAUCCCAUCUCUCACUUCAGUAGUACCAGUACCGGGUGCUGCAGCAAACAACUCAGUAGAAUACAAAGACACACCUCUAGGCUACAAAAAUGUGGAACCCAGCUACAUAGAAAAAGUCCUAAUAAGUACAAACGAAGAAGACACCACUUUGAUUAAAAUUCUCUUAAGACAAACUCGUAGGCCUGAAAUAGGCGACAAAUUCAGUUCCAGGCACGGCCAAAAAGGAGUCGUAGGCCUGAUAGUUGAACAAGAGGACAUGCCUUUUAACGAAUACGGCAUUUGCCCUGAUAUUAUAAUGAACCCACAUGGAUAUCCUUCUAGAAUGACUGUUGGGAAAUUAUUAGAGCUACUUUCAGGCAAAGCAGGUACUGUAGAAGGCAAAUUCCAUUAUGGUACAGCUUUCGGUGGCUCAAAAGUCGAAGACGUAGGUGAAGAACUAAUCAAACAUGGCUACAACUAUCAAGGGAAAGAUGUUUUUUAUUCGGGAAUUACAGGAGAACCUCUUGAAGCGUAUAUUUAUUCAGGGCCUGUUUAUUAUCAGAAAUUAAAACAUAUGGUGCAAGAUAAAAUCCACGCAAGGGCUCGAGGUCCUAGAGCGGUACUCACUAGACAACCUACCGAAGGUAAAAGUAGAGACGGAGGUUUGCGUUUGGGCGAAAUGGAGAGGGAUUGUCUUAUUGGUUACGGUGCCAGCAUGAUGUUAGUUGAAAGGUUGAUGGUUUCUAGUGACCAAUGUGAAGUGGAUGUUUGCAACCAAUGCGGUAGGUUGGGGUAUUGCGGUUGGUGUAACAGCUGCAAGAGUUCCGGACAAGUUUCUACUAUAACGAUGCCUUAUGCCUGUAAAUUAUUGCUUACAGAGUUGCAGGCUAUGAAUAUUACUGCUAGGUUAACUUUGAGCCAUUAUUGUAAAUAAAUAAGUAAUUUCGAUUA